Molecule: messenger RNA, 3076 nt
Organism: Salvia miltiorrhiza (redroot sage)
Lineage: Eukaryota; Viridiplantae; Streptophyta; Magnoliopsida; Lamiales; Lamiaceae
Exons: 5
Coding region: 515-2800 (761 amino acids)
Molecular function (GO): nucleic acid binding
Source: RefSeq, a predicted model, not a curated record
GUAUUAUAAAAUCAAUAACCACCAAAAUACACAAUUACUUACAGCCCACUUCAACCAUAUAUAUACAAUUCACAUUUCAUUUUCUAGGGUUAUAAAUCCUCACAGAGAACGGCGCAUUUCACCAUCGAUUGCUCCGAUCAAAUUACCAGAAAUCAUCGUCAUCGAUUUCUCCGAUUAACUUUCCGUUAUUCUACUCUUUCAUACUAAAUUCAACUACGCUUACUUCAACAACUUCUAUCAAAUUUCUAUCACCAUAAGUUCUACGGAUGCAUCAUUCGUGGUGGUGACGGCGACAGAGGAGGGCGAUUGUCGACAAAUUUUAGAUGGUCUGAUGCGAAGAGCAGCCAUGAUUUGUGAGAGAGGAUGCGUUUGAUUGCGAAUCUGUUAGGUUUAGGGGGUGUGGGAAUCAUUCAUUUUUAUAGCGGGGCAAAUCGUUGAAACUACGCAAGCUUGGCUCCGAGAAUUGGAGCACAAAUCUCAGGUCUUAUAGAAGUGAAAGUGGGUAUUAAACAAGAUGUCAUCACAAUAUGUUAAACUUGGCAAUCGAUCAGUUGAUCAAUGGAAGGUCACUGAGCUGAAGGAAGAGCUCAAGAGACGUAAAUUGACUACUACGGGGUUGAAACAAGAUCUAGUGAGGCGUUUAGAUGAAGCAGUUCGUAUUGAAAUGCAAAGUUCCUUGGAGGAAGCAGAAAAUGAAUCUAUGCAAUCUGAGGUUCCCAUUGAAAAAGAAAAUGCUGUUACAAAUGUUACUGAAAAAACUGAGGAUUUUACGGAGAGAGAGGUUGACAUUGUUGAAAAGGUAGAUCCGAAUGCAGGGCAUGUAAUAGAUGACUGCAUUGGGUCAUCAGGUGAAGUCAAAGUCAUCGAAACGGACUUGAUGCAGGAAACCAAGUCUGCUGGGCUGGAAGGAGGGCAGGUUCCUGAGCCCCCUCUUGUGGAAACUACUGAAGUUGGCAAGAUAAUUGAACCUGUAAAUACUUCGAAAGCAUCAAACUCACAAGAUCAUGGAACAAAUGAGGAAGGAGAUGCUAUUAUAUUGCUUAAAGAUGAUGGAUCCCUGCAGGAGGAUGUAAAGCUUGAACUGUCUGCUCCUAAUACUCAGUCACCUCAGAUCAAUGAGAGCAGGACUUCUUUGGCGCCUCUUAAUGGACAGGACUUGCAGUGUAGUCAAACUCAAAAUGAAGGUAUUCACCCAACGGAUCAGAGAGAAAAUGAUGAUUCCAAUUGUCUCCAACCAGAUUCCAGUGGCCAGACACUGAAGCAUCAGGUAUCUGAGGUUGACCCUAAUUUAGGGUUUCAAGUAACAUCUGAUUCUGUUUCUACUGAAUCUGUCUCCAUUAUUGAGAAAAAUGAACUAAUGAUAGAUGUAAUUAACGAUAAUGUCAAAUUAGAAUUAGAUGUUAAGCCUGAGAUGGUGCAGCAGUCGCCCAGCGGUGCCGUCCCUGAUGGUGGUGAAUCACAUCCAAUGGAUGUUGAAGAGCCACUUGACAAUAAUGAUGUGAAAAAUCACCUUGACACAAAAGAUGUUGAAGAGCCACUUGACAAAAAUGAUGUCAAAGAUCACCUUGACAUAAAAGAUGUUGAAGAACCUCAUGACAAAAAACCCCACCUAGAAGACACCGGUGGUAGCGAGGUAGAAAAUGUCGAUAGUCUCAAGAACAUUGAUAGUGGUGACAUAGAUCCACCUGAAAAACUAAGUUUAGAUAGGAGUUCUGGUGAUGAUUCCAUGGAAGAGGAUAUAAUGGAGAGUAAGCAGAUGGACGGCAAGUCUGAUUCAUUUACUGAAAAUGUGGACUCUGGAACACCUAGUUUGAAAGAGGAGGAUCACGUGGAUGUUGUUGGUCAUGAUAAGCCUGUUGAGAUGAAGGUUCAACCUGUUGAAAUUGAGAUAACUAAUGUUGAAAAUGAGACAGCCUCUGCCCUGACCUCCGGGAAAAGAAAAUUUCAAGACAAAGAAGCUGUUGGCAGUAAUGAUGUAAAGAAGAUGCGCAGGUGGAAUGCUGAAAGCUUAAAAAGUUCAGAACCACAGAGUGGUUCUAUAACACCAAAGGGUUCAUCUGAUCCUAGUUUUAAGCCCAUAACGGGGACCAACUCUUUGGCUAAUGUAGAGGCUCCCAAGGAGCGUGUGGUUCCACCUUCAUCAAGGCCGCCAACUACUUCUCUUAGAAUUGAUCGGUUUUUGCGCCCUUUUACUUUGAAAGCCGUCCAAGAACUUCUAGGAAAAACUGGAACUGUUACCAGUUUCUGGAUGGAUCACAUCAAAACCCACUGUUUUGUCUCAUACUCAUCUGUUGAAGAGGCUUUAGAAACUCGUAAUGCUGUAUACAAUCUCCAGUGGCCUACAAACGGGGGACGCCUGUUGGUUGCGGAAUUUGUUGAUCCUGAAGAAGUCAAAUCACACGUGGAGGCUCCACUAGCAUCACCUGCAACUCCCUCGCCGAGUACAACUCCAACUCCAACUCAACCUCCAUCUGCUGCACAGCCUUCCCCACGGCAGCAAUUGCUGAAGCAGCAGAUACCAACGCCUCUUCCUCCACCACCAUUGUCUAAUCCUCCAGCCCAUGUCAGGGAACGGCUGCAUCCACCAAGGGAACAGCCUGUCCCAGCAAGGGAUAGGCUAAACCUUCCACCUCCACCUCCACUUCCAGUUCCACUCCCGGAGAAGGUUGAUCCGCCAAUUGUUACGUUGGACGACUUAUUUCGGAAAACCAAGGCAACACCUCGCAUCUACUACCUGCCGUUGUCUGAUGAAGUAGUUGCAACAAAGCUGAAGACACAGGGGAAGAAUGUUACUCAGUAGAUUUCUGAUAAGAUUGGUUAGUGUGAAAGAUAUGGUAAGACGUAUAUUAUAACUACAUCUUUGCAGGUCUGCAGGUAUGUUCCGGUUAAGAGUCGCUGCUGGUGCUGGUUCAGUGAUGGAUUCAUGUGAGGCUGAGUUUGAGUUAGGAAAGUGUUAUAUCUUCCAGCCCCAGACUACAUGACCUUUUUUUCUUAAGUUGAUUAGGAUUGUAUGUUGUUAACAUUGCUACAUUUGGAUCCUUUGCAUUCAUACGCUGCGUUUCAACCUUUUGCCAAA